This is a messenger RNA of Peronospora farinosa, 2154 nucleotides long. The record is from the annotation of a GenBank genome assembly. Lineage: Eukaryota; Oomycota; Peronosporomycetes; Peronosporales; Peronosporaceae.
AUGUCAAGUCGAAGACUUUCAACACGUACUCAGAGUCAUUGUCAAUACUCAAAUGGCAAGACACGUAUUAAGGCCAAGCGUCGAUACUUACUUAAAGUUACGCCCAUUGAGGCCUGGGACUUAUUACCAGCUGAAUCUGGACGUGGUCGGAAUUCUUACUGUACUUUAGUGCUACUGGAUGAGAAUAAACGGGAGAUUAAAGGCGAGAAACAACGCACGCCUCAUAUGCGGCAUUUAAAUCCCGUCUGGAGUCCAUUAAAAGCCGCUGUCUUGCGCUCAUUAGAGAGCAAUGUCGAGUCCCAUCAACCUCUUGGAAUUGGGGCAGCUGCUGCAUCCGAAGAAUAUACUUUUGGUAUUCAGACGGACCUUGUGAAUGCUAAAUAUGUGCUGGUUAAGUGCAAAGAUAAAGGACGAGUGGAAAACGAAGAUCUGGGACGACUUUUACUCAGUCUAGAAGACAUGAACACUAGUGGGGAAGAACGAGUCGCCUGGUACGAUUUACAAUUACGUCCAGGUGGAAAAAUGAAACGGAUUCAAGGCAAAGUACGAAUUUCCAGUCGUAUUGUGAGAGAACCAAGUUUAUGGCAAUUGUGGACUUGUGCGGAACAGAUGAGACAGGAGAUACCAAGUCGAGAUCGGAGUUUGUACUUGAAACCACAUCCAACUGUUGUUACGGGUAAAGAGGUAUUGGAAUGGAUGCUUUGUCAUGGACUUAAUCGUCCAAUGCAAGGAGGUGUGACGUGUUCGACUGCUGAAGAAGCAUUGUUACUUGGUACAGCACUUCUUCGCAAUGGCAUGAUGAUGCACGUUUCAGGAGAUCGGAGAUUUACAAAUAGUACGUGGAAGUACUAUCGAUUUAUGGUAAACCAUUUGGAUUCAGCCACGCAGAAAGAUGCUGUUCGACAGCGUGAUAUGAUCUUUUCAGGCGAAGCAGAAGAAGUGGAAGAUAUGGAGAAAGAAGUGCUUACUCGCUCGAUGAUGGCAAUGUCGGUGAGCAAUGAAGAGGAGGUUGGAUUAGGCGCGUCCCAGGUGCAAAGUGGUGUUGCUGGAGCAUCGAGCACCACGCCGUCAGCACCUGCUCCAGAAUCGGAUCGAGGCAAAUCCAAGUCGACGAUUAAGAUUGAAGAUUUUGAGCUGCUUAAGGUUCUGGGCACUGGAACAUACGGUCGCGUGUUGUCUGCCCGUGGCCCCGAUGGAAAAGUCUACGCCAUUAAGAUUAUCACGAAGAUUGGAAUGGACGACAACAUGCGUCGCAACGCAAAGAUUGAGCGUGACAUGCUGCGCGAAGUGCGCCAUCCGUUUGUUGCGUCGCUGCUAUUUGCUUUCCAGAAUGAAGAUAAGGUGUACAUGGGGAUGGAGUUUUAUAAUGGUGGUGAUCUACGCCAUCAUUUGACGAUGAAUCAGAAUGACGAGCUAAAGCUGACGCCUGCACGCAUUAAGUUUUACGCUGCAGAGUUGGUAGCGGGUCUAGCACACCUGCACAGUCUAGACAUCAUUUACCGUGACCUCAAGCCAGAAAACAUUCUUGUUCAAAAGGAUGGUCACAUCGUCCUCGUGGACUUUGGCCUCUCGACAUAUGCGAGGGACGAGGGUGACAAGAAGGCUCAUUCACUUGCCGGUUCGCCGGAAUACAUAUCGCCCGAGGUUCUCGUUGCUGCGAAUCCUAAGAAGGGCGAAGCUCCUGCAACUUACGACAUGACUUGCGAUUGGUGGAGCUUGGGUAUUCUCAUCUUUGAAAUGUACAUUGGACGCACGCCAUUCAAGGACGACAAUAAGGCCAUCAUGUACCGCAACAUUGCUGAGGGUUUCCUAUACAUUCCACCCGAACUGCCCGAAGAUGUACAGUCAUUGCUUGCCGGUUUGAUUGAACGUGAUCCAUCGAAGCGACUAGGAGCGAAUGAAGCCGUGCCAUUUUCUAUUAUGAAGCAUCCUUUUUUCGAAGGUAUCGAUUGGGAGGCUCUACAGCAGAAGAAAAUGCAGCCGGAAUGGGUGCCGGACGUGAUCGACGAUGCCGAUGCCAAGUAUGUGGACAAUGAGUUCAUUAACCAGGUACCGGUGGAUACACCCGAAUGGCGCAUGUUAGAUUCAGUGGACCGCGAGCGGGAGUACUUUGAGGACUUUACGUAUCGCGCCACGAAAGUCAUUCAGAAGUAA